CGGAAACACUUCUGGUUUGCAGAAAGGCGGAUCCCUCUCGGCUACUUUGCCUUUCAGAACUUCUUUUAAGGCUAUUUUUACCUGCCAUUCCUCGGCAGGUCACGCCAAAUCCAACAAAAAUAACUUACUUAAGUAUUAAAACGACAUUUUAUUCAGUCGAGUUCCACGACUGUACUUAUCGCGACGACAAGAAGAGUUUUCCAGCUAUAACGUUAGCUAGCUAACUUUUAACGCUCUAGCUCAUAACUUGACAACUGCCCUGCAGCAUAACAGGGAAGGACCAACACAAGAUGGCAGAUAAAGACUUGAUGUGGGCAUUGAAGACCGGGGACAUGGAAGAAGUGGAAACCAAGCUGGUAACGGCUGAAGAUGUAAACCGGACCCUGGACAGCGGGAGGAGGCCUCUGCACUAUGCUGCAGACUUUGGUCAGACAGAUGUGGUGGAGUACCUCAUUUCUAAGGGAGCCGAUAUUAAUGCUCCAGACAAACACGGGCUCACUCCACUGAUCUCUGCCUGUUACGAGGGUCACACCUCCUGUGUCAAGAUCCUGCUAGAAAAGGGAGCUGACAAAGACCGAAAAGGACCGGACGGCAUCAGUGCCUUUGAAGCUGCCGAGGACGAUGCCAUAAAGGCUCUGCUCAAGUGAGACACCACAGUGUGGGAGGUGACUGGACAGGUGGGUGAACGGACAGACAGAUGGAUGCAGUGGUCCCCUGAAAGAAGACGGAUUCGCCCCUUUUGCCCUGAUCAGCGUCUGUCUUAACACUGCUUUGUCUGUUUGUUGAAGGCUCAUUUUGUCUGUCUGGUGAUUUUUCCUUUUUCAUUGUUUUUUUUUCUUCUUUUUUUUCUCCAAGUUUUUGGGAUAGGAUUUUCUCUCGUUUUGGCCUCUGUUUGUACCCAUUUAACAGAAGGUCUUGUCAAUUAUGUCUCCCUUAGGGACCAAACGCUGGGGGAGCGCUCUCGCACAUGGAUCCUAGAACACUGCUUAGACUAGACUUCACACUCUGUAAUGUAAACGCAAAGCUUAGCACUUAAAUACACAUCUCUCAUUUGCAGUUCUCUCUUGCAAAUCAAAUGGUAAUAGAUCAAAAAGUGUGUUAACAAUUUUUACAUCUUCAAUAUAAGUAUUGUAUGGCCAGUACUUAAUCUCAUGAAAUGAACAGUAAUUGCACUGUACUAUACUAGAUAGAUUGAAAAGAAAGGUUGUAAAGUUUCAUUAUAUUAACCUUUCAUUAUGUGUGGCCUCUUCCUUUUUUGAUUUCUUUUUUUAAUAGACCAAACUGUCCCUCCAAUCUUGAAAUUUUGGAAACGUUGGUUGAGAGAGGUCCAGAGGCCAAAUUUUCCUUUUCUACUCGGCAUAUCACUUACAUAUCAAACAGCGUUUUUGACUCAUUUUACGUUGGUAACUAACAUUAACGAUAUUCUGUAUUCUUUGACCAAUCACCAUGCUGGUUAACUAGAAAUACUUGAAUGUUGCAAUUCUAAAAUCUGUUAUUGAAUCCCUUUUUUCUUUCUUUUUUUUGAAGCAAUGUUAACAGCACGUAAUAGAAUAAGCAAUUCUAGAGAUUUGUUAAUUUUGUCCUCCCCUGGAGUGAGAUUUCAGAGCAAAAAAAAAAAAAAUCCUUUUUUGUUUCAGCUUUUCUGUGUGUUUUUGUAAUUGAUUGGCUCUCGGGGCUUUUGAAUGAUGGGCAAAUAGGGGGUGGAGUUGAAACGGGAUGGUGGGGGCUGUUAGCAUUCCCCAUGCCUUGGAUUUGGUUAGACGCCCUGCCUGUGUCGCUGCAUGUCAAAAUUGCCUCUGCUUUUACGCUACGAAAUGGUCGCUGGUCCUCUCUUGGUUGCUUUCAAAUGAAUUACUACGAUGUAAUGACAGAAAAGAUGCUCUUGCUGACUUUGUUGUGACAAAAAGUCUGUAAAAAAAAAAACAGAAAUAAAAAAUAUCCAUAAACACAA
Molecule: messenger RNA, 1951 nt
Organism: Cottoperca gobio
Lineage: Eukaryota; Metazoa; Chordata; Actinopteri; Perciformes; Bovichtidae
Gene: mtpn
Product: myotrophin
Exons: 4
Coding region: 291-647 (118 amino acids)
Biological process (GO): protein K6-linked ubiquitination
Cellular component (GO): BRCA1-BARD1 complex; BRCA1-A complex
Molecular function (GO): ubiquitin-protein transferase activity; protein binding
Source: RefSeq, a predicted model, not a curated record